Molecule: messenger RNA, 2496 nt
Organism: Actinia tenebrosa (Australian red waratah sea anemone)
Lineage: Eukaryota; Metazoa; Cnidaria; Anthozoa; Actiniaria; Actiniidae
Product: lysophosphatidic acid receptor 1-A
Biological process (GO): G protein-coupled receptor signaling pathway
Cellular component (GO): membrane
Molecular function (GO): G protein-coupled receptor activity
Source: RefSeq, a predicted model, not a curated record
AGGUUUAGCCGCCUCCAUUACUGGGAUAAAUACACGAGUUCUUCUGCAGCAAAAAGCAAAUUAAUGAAAUUCGAUUUCAUAAAUUUAAUAUAACAAGAAUUUAUUUUCGCAGAAAAAUAGGUGAAAAAUAAUUGAGCUUGCGGAUACCAAAAAGAAAGAAAACUUGUUGUUGACAAAAACGGAUGCAUUCAGCGGCAAAGCGGCAGCCGACAUAAUCCGGACCUAACUUUAACCGGAUAUCCGUUUUUCAAAAUGAGUAAAAGUUCCGAUGUUUCCAAGAAAUUUUCAAGAAUUUUUUCAAAUCAGUGUCUCAUGUUAGCAAUUUGGAAUGAAUUGUCGGUUGUUUUGGAAUCAUUCAAACAGGAAGCAACAGACCGCAACAAGUCUGCAGGAUCAAAUCUCGUAUGAAGUAAAGACGUUUCGGGAUACACUGGAAAAGACACUCGCAUAUAUAUUGUAUUGUUUUGACUUUUCAAUAUUUUGAGCAUGAAUUUCACAACUCCAUCACCAUCACCUACGACUGCUAGUGCGUGUGCAGUAGACAUCCUGUCUAAACAAAAAUCUGCACAGUAUUUCAUCAUUCCAUCUGGAAUCAUUGGUGCUUUGACUAUGGCACUCAAUCUUCUUGUGGUUGUUGCUGUUGCAAAGAACAAGAAGCUACACAAACCUGCUUUUUAUUACGUGUCGUCUUUGGCAGUUGCUGACUUUAUUGCUGGGUUUAUGAUUGCUUAUGCGUUCUUUAGAGGGUUUUUCACUGGGACAACGACAAGAUUGGAACUCGAACUGAAGCAAGCUGUUUUCAUCUUGAGUGUCAGUGCCUCCAUACUGACACUUCUAGUCAUAUCCCUCAAUCGGUAUUUUGUCAUCGUGCAUCCAUUUCAUUACCGCUCAACUAUGAACAACGCCAUAGUCGUCAUUGCUAUAGUAAUAACCUGGAUUUACCCGAUCGUUGGUGGUUUUCUUCCAUUAGCUGGUUGGAAUGAUGCAAAUUACGAAUGUUCUGGAAUCAUUCCUGGACUUGCGAAGAGCUACGUGUUUGUGCUUAGCUUGCAUGUUGUGGUGAUCUUGAUCGUCAUUUUGGUCUUGUAUCUGCGCAUCUAUUGUAAGGUGCGAGAAAGUGCAAACAGUUUUGUUGUUGGAGGUCGUUCUGCAGAACGCAAAGCACACAUCAAGGUGGCAAAAACCCUCUUCAUCGUCACAACUGCAUUUGCAGUUUGUUGGUUACCCUACAUGACCAUCUGUAUUCUCGAUUUCGCUCACUCCAUCAAACUAGAGAAGUACACUCCAGUCUUUGCAGUCCUGGCUGCUCUCAACUCUGGUCUCAACCCUUUGAUUUAUGCCUGGCGUGAUGGGGAAAUGAGAACGACGUUUAAAAGUAUUCUUUGUCCUUCUGCUUGUUGCAAUAGGCCACCGGCACAUGAUUCGGGGAUGGAAUCGUCUAACGCCAGUACACACUCGACGCUAUUCACUAUGUGCUACGGUGGAUCGCCUGUGGGUGAUGGCGCUGAGGGCCGCUAUGAAGAUAUUGAUGAAAAUAAGAACCCGCCAAAAGACGACAAGUUAGAACGAAGGCCUCUCACUGGAGACUAGGAUAAACCAGUGAAAUAAAGCUGCACCUUGCAACACAUCACAAUACUCCAGUUUCGAGUUCCAAGUUACCGCUGUGUUUCUUGAUCAUAGGCUCAUUUGCUCGGGUUUAGUCUCGACUUUGUGCAGAAUAAUUAUGUGUCCUCAAGAAGGUCCGUGGAAUUUCUAAGUGUUUGUAUUGUUGAAGUAGUGCAUUCUUUACUUUACCGUUGGUAUGUGUAAAUAUUCAAACACUGAUACGAAGCUAACCCUGAGUAAAUGAGUCAGUAAUCAAGGAACACAGCGGUAUUUUGGAACUCGAAACUGGAGUAUUCAGAAGCCCRAAUUUAUUUUCUCCAAUAAAGACACAGAACCACGGACAUUUAGUUUUAUCGAAAAGUAAAGUCGUACAUCAAUAUGAAGGAACCAGUAACUUUUAAAGGUAGGAAAUGAAUAGGACUACAAUCGUCAUUCAUAGUGAGGACAGCAAAUAGAAAAAAAAUCUUUACGUCAUAAGCUUGCCAUGAUGUAAUUUGACAUUGAAUCAGAUACACUUAUUUCAAUAAAGUUAGUCACCUGAAAAGCUACAAAGCUGAGACCGGCAAGGAUCAUGGGUAGAUACAUUUUACAUGUUUCAACCGCUUGAUAACUGUUGAUGGACUUGAGAUCUUUUACCAGUUACAGUCUCACCUCCUCUGAGUAUCCUCAACUGCUGCAAUUUGUGUCAAAAGCUUUGUUUGUUGGAUAUGAAAUAUUUCCCAUGAUUCUUGGCGAUCACAGCUUUCUAGCUUUUUGGUGACUAACUUUAUUGAAAUAAGUAUAUAAUGUACAAAACAACUCAUUCAUUUAAACAACUAAACGUAUAAAAAGUUUUAGAACAAGAUAUUUAAAUUUAAACUAUAAAACUAGGACCGUGGGCAAACAAAAACA